Molecule: messenger RNA, 2590 nt
Organism: Seminavis robusta
Lineage: Eukaryota; Bacillariophyta; Bacillariophyceae; Naviculales; Naviculaceae
Source: the annotation of a GenBank genome assembly
CAACUAAAGUUUCAAUUUUCAAAAAAUAUGUAUGCACAGCACUUUUCAUUAGAACAGCACAAACAAAUCAAUGAAGAGACCAACACUCAAUGAUCAAUCUCAACUAACAGCCCUUAUCACUCUUGGGUUACCUCGAAAGGCUGCUUUUCCUAAACUUUCAAGUUUCGGCAUUCUCGGAAGCUUCCAUGGCAAUUCUUCCCGAACUCUAGCAUCUACAUGUAAAUCUUCGUCCCGAUGUCAGGUACUUUUACGGUACGUGUAGACAGCUCUCCUAGCUUGAUUUGAAACCGCGAAUCAAAAUCAAUCGUGCUGAGUAAUUGUGAGAAUUCGAGGCAUCGAAGGUGUCAACGUGUGUGUCAACGGCAUUGUCCUUGCAUUGAUAGGUCAAUGCUUCGUUUGCAAUCAACCAAAUCCGUCAUCUUGAUUGUUGCUUUCUCAUUGCGGCUUUCCCUUUCCCACCACACAGUUUCCCAUUACUUGGGGUUGCUGGUUGCUUGCUUGGAUUAUUGCUGCUGCUACACACUGAAGUUCUGUGAGAGAUACACAAGUACCAGAAGAAAAAAGGACAAGAGCACUCAAUUGUCUGACACCUUCGGCGAGCAUUGGUUCUCCUAAUCUGUGAGGUUUUCUGCCAUGGUAUCCGUUCCUUCUAUGAGGUCAUUGCUGCAUGCGUUGACCGUGUCAUGGUGCUUUUUGGUGAUAUUGCCGGAGGUAGCCAAUGCCUUUCCGAGCUCCAAGUUCCCACGAAGUAGCAGGGCCACCUUGGCAUCAACCAAGACGUCCACCAGUCUUUCCAUGAGCUUUUCGUAUCAAAGUUUCUUUCAGCGAACACCCCCCAGGAAGACCUCAAAAACAGCAACUGCCAAGCAACCCAAGAUGCUAUGGUAUCGAGAUCGAGACUCUACGGAAGAACAAAUGACUUUGACACACAAGGCCCCAGCCCUGGCACACGUGCGACCACGACAGGAGCAGUCUCUCCCAGCAGCACGUCAAGACUUUGCGCAUGAUGCAUUCAUGAGAAAUAAUCCCACCGAAGAAAACCCUGCAAGCACCCUCCUAAAGAACCUGGUUGGAGGCAUUGAUCUUUCAUUGUUGGAAAAAACUUGUCUCAGCCAUGCAUCGUCUCUGGCGGUAUUGUGGACAUUGACCUCCAUGGCCCUCAUCUGGGGAUCUGGGAGCAUGACAGCUGCCAUGGCAGACCCUCUGGACUUUUGGGGGUCCCUGCAUUGGAACUCCAACAGUGCUGGCAUUGGUUUGGGUUCAGGGAUUGACAUGCUGGGCGGCAGAACUUUUAGUUCCAUACUUGACUGGACCAUCACCCCAGCAAGGAUACUGGAAGGUAUCAUUGCCACUGUACCUUUGGUGGGAAUGGGUACUUAUUUGGUGGAGAGAUCAGAACAUUCCCCAGCCUAUCACAUCCAGUUCUCCAUCAGUGAGACCGUCAUGGAACUAUUUGGACGUCGAAAACGUGACGCAAUCGUCACCAGCGAUGCCAGUCAAUCUGCUUCCACUACAACCCUGCAAGUGCUGUUCUUUAGCCUGAUCAUUGCGGCUGUGUCGGCAAUAUCAGAAGAGCUCAUAUUCCGGGGUCUCAUACCGGCUCUGUUGGUCUCGUACACUCAUUCUGUUGGAUGGGCUUUGCUCGGACAGGCCAUCUUGUUUGGUUUCGGACAAAUCCAGAACCGGUCAUCCUUUGCUGAGAAUGGAGUAUUUACCAUGAUGCAGUGUCUGAAUGGAGUAUGGUAUGGAGCCAUCUACCUGGCUGGUGGUGGUGAUAUCGUCCCUGUCAUGAUUUCCCAUAUCCUGUAUGAAAUGCACAUCUUUGUGGGGACAUGGAAGGCAAUGAAUGACCAAAUGGACUACAAGGAAGAUUCAUGUCGUCAUCAUACAUCUGAAAAGAAGAUCGAUUCUCUGCUUGCUAGCAGUCAAAGCAGAAGCCGUGCUUCGAAGAGAGCACAGAGACCAAAGGAUCUUGUCGGACAAAGAUUGAUGGCACCAGAAACUCUAGAGCUGGGUCAAGCAUUCUUUUAUGCCUUUGAUCAUGAGCAUCGAGGAACGCUGUCAUUGGUUGAUGUCAAAAGGGCGGUGAGCUAUGCUUUUCUUCAGGAUGAUGAUCCAACCAUGACUGCCUCCGAGCCGCCCAGUGAUGUUCAAACAACUGCUGUCUUUUACAAGAUACUUCAGCAGCGGUCAGCGCUAUCAGGAAGCGGAUCGGAAGAACGCCUGUAUCUGCCCGAGUUUCUUCGACUUUUGUUCACUCUCAAGUCCAAGUCCUGGCACUCGGGGCGGGAAUAGUGCCUUCGCUGCUAGCUAGCUAGACUUGCAUGUUCCUUGCCUGUCCUUGGCCGUGCUGGGGGCUCCAAUUUUGCCCAUACGGAGUCAGCACAACAUACACCCUUGCCAAAAUGCAUGUAUACUACGCUACGACAACAAGCAAAAGAAACAUUGCUAAAAGAAAUAAUCAGUAAACACAAUUCAUUGCAUUGCAAACCGAUUCAAUCAAGCUAUUGUCUGCUUAGUUCCGGUGCUAUUGUGGACACAAAAGAGAGAAAGGUCUAAAGCUAGUAGUGACACUUUUUACAAGAACAAC